Molecule: messenger RNA, 1769 nt
Organism: Cladophialophora immunda
Lineage: Eukaryota; Fungi; Ascomycota; Eurotiomycetes; Chaetothyriales; Herpotrichiellaceae
Exons: 3
Coding region: 157-1614 (485 amino acids)
Molecular function (GO): aldehyde dehydrogenase (NAD+) activity
Source: RefSeq, a predicted model, not a curated record
GAUGGAUACAUAUAUUAAUCUCAUCUCAGCCAGGUCAAUCAAUCAAUACCGCCAUCAUCCAGUCGCUGACUCUUUCCAUCUCAAUCACUGUCCAAGGUGAGCUCGUCGUCUUCACUCUCAACACCGCCGCCCACAUCGACACUCGAUAUAAUCACGAUGGCUUACCAAACCAAUCUCUUCAUCAACAACGAGUACGUCCCCUCCUCGUCAGGAGAGACCCUGUCCAUCUACAACCCCAACGAUGACACCCUAGUCACCGACAAAGUCCAAGUGGCUUCCGAGGCCGACGUCGACAAGGCUGUCGCGGCCGCCAAAGCCGCCUUCCCCAGCUGGUCCUCGACACCCGGUGCAAAGCGGGCCUCCAUCAUGCUCAAGUUUGCUGACCUCCUGGAUGCCAAUGCCGAACGCCUUGCCAAAAUGGAGACGCUGUGCAUGGGCCAACCCAUCACCGUUGCCAAAGGCUUUGUCCACGGCCCAGCCGCAAUUUGGCGCUAUUAUGCUGGCUUUGCCGGCAAGAUUGCUGGUGAAAGCUACCCUCCGGAGGGUGAUGGCUCUUAUAAGAUCGUCGCCUAUGAACCUCUCGGGGUCUGCGCCGGUAUUGCCGCUUGGAACGGCACUCACGCCCUGGCCGCCUGGAAAAUGGCAGCCGCCCUAGCGGCUGGAAACACGUUUGUCUUCAAGCCAUCGGAAAAAUCGCCACUGGGAGCAGCUCUCUAUGGAGAACUGAUCAAGGAAGCUGGCUUUCCCCCCGGCGUUAUCAACAUCGUGAUAGGAGCCGCCCCGGUAGGUGCCAUGCUAGCAUCGCAUAUGAGCAUUGCCAAGAUUGCUUUCACUGGCUCUGCCGCCGGUGGGCGAGCUGUCCAAAUCGCGGCCGCCAAAUCCAACAUGAAACACGUCUCCCUGGAGUUGGGAGGCAAAUCUCCCGCUAUCAUCUUUGAUGACGCCGAUUUGGACAAUGCUCUCCUGCACAAUUCCACCAGUUUUCUGCGGAACUCCGGACAGAUUUGCUUCGCCUCGUCCAGAGUCUUUGUCCAGGAAGGCAUUGCCCCAAAGUUUAUCGAAGGGAUCAAGAAGGCUUUUGAAGAUGCGACAAAGAAAAUGGGAGAUCCAUCUUUGGCUGAAACUGCGUAUGGACCACUGGCUGACAAGAAACAAUUCGAUCGCGUUAUGGGAUUCCUGAACGACGGCAAGGCCGAGGGUAUUGAAGUCUUGACCGGAGGAGAGAGGUUGGGUAACAAGGGCACGUUCGUGAAACCUACUGUACUUCUCAAUCCUGAUGUCCGGAGCCGUGUCUUUACCGACGAGAUCUUUGGACCUGUGAUUGCCCUCAAGACUUUUAAGACUGAGGAAGAUGUUAUCGCCAUGGCCAACGAUACCACUUACGGUCUUGGAUCCUCUGUUUUCACAUCCGAUAUUGCGCGAGCAUUGCGCGUAGCGUCCAAGAUUGAGGCCGGAAAUGUGGGAGUUAAUCAAGCAUAUAAGACAACUCCGCAGACGCCAUUCGGUGGAUACAAGCAGUCAGGGCAAGGAAGGGAGAGCGGCUACGAAGGCCUCAAAGGAUAUUUGCAAGCCAAGACGAUCAUCAUAAAUAUGGAGCUGCCGAAGAAAGCAUGAAACCCCGUCAGAGAGCUGUUAUGAGCAGUGGCACACACAAAUCAUGCUGUCUCUUCGACGACCAAGGAAUCUUUGUCAUCAGAAACACUAGAUAGGUAGGAACAAAAACACAUAUAUCCUCUUACCUUGAGAGAUACAGUAGGCAUUCAGCCAUG